AAGAUACCAUAUAAAAUUUGCAUUUGGCUGUGUCAUUUGCUUCCGGCCUUUCUUGUGGAUGGCAUGAGGAUAUGUGUGGGCCGCCGUCCGAGGAUGUGGAAAUUGUAUAGCAAAAUUCACAAAAUUUCUAAAACAAUAGCAUAUUUUUGCACAAAUAAAUGGAAUUUCAGCGAUAAUAACGUUCAAAUGUUGUGGAGCAACUUAAAUAAAGAGGAUCAGCAAAUAUAUCCAUUCAACAUAAAGGAACUUGACUGGGCAAAAUAUCUCAUUGAUUAUCAUAAAGGCAUACGUCUUUAUCUAUUAAAAGAAGAUGACAGUACUUUGGAAAUCAGUCGUAUCAAUUAUAACAGGCUUUACUGGACACACCAAAUAUUUAAAACUGUGCUUAUUUUUGCCAUUCUUUGGCUUAUCUGGAACAUAUUCAUCAAAAUAUUUGCAUAGUUGUUAGAUGUUACACUCUGCAUACAUG
Molecule: messenger RNA, 469 nt
Organism: Nylanderia fulva
Lineage: Eukaryota; Metazoa; Arthropoda; Insecta; Hymenoptera; Formicidae
Source: RefSeq, a predicted model, not a curated record